This is a messenger RNA of Artibeus jamaicensis (Jamaican fruit-eating bat), 1092 nucleotides long. RefSeq names its product actin like 8 (gene ACTL8). The record is from RefSeq and is a predicted model, not a curated record. Gene Ontology annotation, cellular component: actin filament; stress fiber; striated muscle thin filament. The transcript has 2 exons. Gene Ontology annotation, biological process: skeletal muscle thin filament assembly. Lineage: Eukaryota; Metazoa; Chordata; Mammalia; Chiroptera; Phyllostomidae. Bases 1 to 1092 code for a protein of 363 amino acids.
AUGACCGAAAGUACCAUCGUCAUUGACCACGGGUCUGGCUUUCUGAAGGCUGGCAUGUCUGGCUGGAAUAAGCCCCAUACGGUCUGCCCGAACAUCGUGAACUACAGGCCAUGCAGGGAGAACCCUGGUCCCAGCUCCGCCCGGAGGGUCCUGGGUCUCGGCAUCGACAUUUACCAUCCUGACACCUUUAGCUAUCCCAUCCAGCGUGGCCGUAUCCUCAACUGGGAGGCUAUGGAGCGCAUGUGGUCCUUUGUCCUGGAGACGCACAAAAAGGAACAUGAGGUCUCCCCUGUAUUGUUCACUGAGCCUCCCCUAAGGAAGCCUGGGGACCGAAGGAAGACCCUGGAGAUUAUGUUCGAGUCACUGUGUGUCCCAGCCCUGCUCCUGGCUGACGAGCUGGAGAUGUCUCUGUAUGCCACCGGCCUCCUGACGGGCGUGGUGGUUGAUUCUGGCUACGGCCUGACCCGAGUGCAGCCUUACUACCUGGGCCGGCCCUUGCAGAAUGGCCUUAAGGUCCUGGAGUUUGCUGGCCAGGAUGUCUCUGCCUACCUCAAGAAGAGCCUGUUUCAGGAUGAUUCCAGUGCAUCGCAGAUGUUUCGGCUGCACACAGCAGACACUGUUCAGAUGGAACAAUGCUACGUACCACAGGAUCUUGGGCAGGAAAUAGACAUACUUCAGAGCCUGCCGGCUGGCUCUGCUGUGGAAAACACCUAUCAUCUCCCGGACGGUACCACUAUGGACCUGACCCCCAUGCAGCGCCUGGCCCCUGAGAUGUUCUUCAGCCCCGAGGUGUUCGACCUGCAAGUGCCCAGCCUCUCUCAGGCUCUUGUGGAUUCCAUCAAGACGUGUGAGGCCUCCCUGCAGCCCCUGAUCCUCUCCCACGUGAUAGCCUGUGGGGGGAACACCAUGUACCCUGGCUUCUGCACCCGCCUGUUCGAGGAGUUGGCCAUAAAGCACCUCUCCAGCGCCAAAACCAUGGUGCGGUUAGGUUCCACAAGAAAAUUUAGUGUCUGGGUGGGAGCGUCUGUUGUGGCUCAUCUGUCUACUUACAAGUCCCAGUGGAUAACCAAGUUGGAGUACGAUGAGGGAUAG